This is a messenger RNA of Argiope bruennichi, 7831 nucleotides long. It is a transcript of the gene rudimentary, whose product is annotated as CAD protein-like. The transcript is spliced from 46 exons. The record is from RefSeq and is a predicted model, not a curated record. Gene Ontology annotation, cellular component: cytosol; cytoplasm. Gene Ontology annotation, molecular function: ATP binding; metal ion binding; amino acid binding. The coding region runs from base 117 to 7028 and encodes 2303 amino acids. NCBI's taxonomy places the organism in Eukaryota, Metazoa, Arthropoda, Arachnida, Araneae, Araneidae. Gene Ontology annotation, biological process: UTP biosynthetic process; L-citrulline biosynthetic process; 'de novo' pyrimidine nucleobase biosynthetic process.
AUCUGGCAUUCGUCAUUUGCGCAUGCACCCAUGCACAUGGUUUUGCGUUGCGCCGGAGAUUGAAGUUCAUGGAAGAGGUGAUUUUAAAUUAAAUAUUUAAAUCUGAAAUAAACAAAAUGUUUGGCUACUUAGUGUUAGAUGAUGGGACAGUUUAUAAAGGUAGCAUCUUUGGUGCUGAAAAAUCCAUAUCUGGAGAAAUUGUUUUUCAGACUGGUAUGGUGGGCUACCCCGAAUCAUUAACAGAUCCAUCUUACCAUGCACAAAUUUUAGUUCUGACUUAUCCUUUAAUUGGAAAUUAUGGAGUUGGACCUGAUGAAAAGGAUGAACAUGGUAUUUUAAAAUGGUUUGAAUCUGACCGAAUUUGGGCUGCAGGUUUAGUUGUUGGUGAACUGAGUGAUAAAUACAGCCAUUGGAGCUCCUCUAGAUCUCUCUCUGACUGGUUAAAGGCUAGCGGUGUACCAGGAAUCCAAGGCAUUGACACUCGUGAUCUCACCAAGAGAAUUCGAAGCAAGAAAAAUGGCUGUCUUGGGAAGAUUGUUAUUGAAGGGAUACCAUUGACUGAUAUAAAAUUUAUUGAUCCAAAUGUGAGGAAUUUAGUUGCAGAAGUUUCUACAAAGGAUGUCAAAGUCUAUAAUCCUAAGGGGUCACCAAAAAUUCUUUUUGUUGAUUGUGGCAUGAAAAAUAAUCAACUGCGGUGUUUAGUGCAAAGAGGUGCUGCUGUUCAUGUUGUUCCUUGGAAUCAUCCUCUAGAUCUUAAAAAUUUUGACGGAUUAUUCCUAAGUAAUGGGCCAGGAAAUCCAGAUUUAUGCCAGGAAACAAUUAAAAAUAUUCGUAAAUUGCUUCAGCCUGAUGGAAAACCAAUAUUUGGUAUUUGUCUGGGGCAUCAGCUUCUAUCUCUUGCAGCAGGAGCCAAAACUUACAAAAUGGAAUAUGGCAAUCGUGGGCAUAAUCAGCCAUGUAUAUUGUUGGAUACUAAAAGAUGCUGUAUAACUUCUCAGAAUCAUGGAUUUGCUGUUGAUGCAAAGUCACUGCCAAAUGAUUGGCUUCCACUCUUUACAAAUGCAAAUGAUCAUACUAAUGAAGGAAUAUUCCAUUCAUAUUUGCCUUUCUUCAGUGUACAGUUUCAUCCAGAACAUUGUGCAGGACCACAAGAUUUGGAAUUCUUGUUUGAUUUAUUUAUUGAGUUAGUGAAGGAUCAUAAGAAUGAUGUUAUUGGCCCUGUUAUAGAUGAAAGGAUAAAAAUGUAUUAUCAGAAACAAGCUGCCCCAAUAGCAGGAUGUGAAUGCCUUGUUGAUGAACAUGAGCAAGGUGACUUUAACCCAUCGAAAAGAAACAAGGUUAUUAUUCUUGGUUCAGGAGGAUUAUCUAUAGGACAAGCUGGAGAAUUUGAUUAUUCAGGAUCUCAGGCCAUUAAAGCUUUGAAAGAAGAAAAUAUUAUUAGUAUUUUAAUAAAUCCAAAUAUAGCUACUGUGCAAACUUCACCUGGUUUGGCAGACAAAGUUUAUUUUUUACCAAUUACCAGUCAUUAUGUUACAGAGGUUAUUAAAUCUGAGAGACCUGAUGGUAUUCUUUUGACUUUUGGUGGCCAAACAGCAUUAAAUUGUGGCAUUGAACUACAAAAACUUGGAAUACUGCAAAAGUUUAAUGUGAAAGUCUUGGGCACAUCAAUUUCUUCCAUUGUUAAUACUGAGGACAGAAAGUUAUUUAAUGAAGAACUCGUAAAAAUUGGAGAGAAAGUUAUACCUAAUGCUGCAGUGUAUAAUGUAGAAGAGGCUGUUGUUGCUGCUAAAAAAAUUGGUUAUCCUGUUUUAGUUCGAACAGCAUAUGCUCUUGGAGGCCUGGGCUCUGGAUUUGCUCAUACAGAAGAGAAACUUAGGGCUUUAGUUAAUCAAGCUCUGGCUCGUUCCCCUCAAGUACUAAUUGAUAAAUCUUUAAAAGGAUGGAAAGAAGUGGAAUAUGAAGUUGUCAGGGAUGCUUAUGAUAAUUGCAUAACAGUUUGUAACAUGGAAAAUGUUGAUCCUUUGGGAAUUCAUACUGGAGAAUCAAUCGUUGUUGCACCUAGUCAAACUCUAACAAAUCAGGAAUAUAACAAGUUAAGAACUACAGCUAUAAAAGUUGUCAGACAUUUUGGAAUUGUGGGAGAAUGCAAUAUUCAGUAUGCACUGAAUCCAAACCUACAAGAAUACUACAUUGUGGAAGUUAAUGCAAGAUUAUCAAGGAGUUCUGCAUUAGCUAGUAAAGCUACAGGUUAUCCUUUAGCUUUCUUUGCAGCUAAAUUAGCUCUUGGGAAGUCUUUACUCGAAUUAAGAAAUUCAGUCACUACCACCACAGCUUGUUUUGAACCAAGUUUGGAUUACUGUGUUGUAAAAAUUCCAAGAUGGGAUUUAAUGAAGUUUCCACAUGUUAGUACAAAGAUCGGCAGCUCAAUGAAAAGUGUUGGAGAAGUUAUGGCUAUAGGUCGCAAAUUUGAAGAAGCAUUUCAGAAAGCAUUACGAAUGGUGGAAGAGAAUGUUGUAGGAUUUGAUCCAUAUCUCAAAGAAGUAAAUGAUGAAGAAUUGGAAUAUCCAACUGAUAAACGGAUGUUCGUUGUUGCAGCUGCUUUAAAAAAUGGUUAUUCUGUUCAAAAGUUGCGUGAGCUCACUGACAUAGAUUCUUGGUUUUUAUAUAAACUUAAAAAUAUCAUUGACUUUCAAACAUAUUUGGAAGGAUUUAGAUCACAGAUUCAAGUGAAUGACAUAUCUGUUCUUACUAAAGAUAUCAUUCUCAAAGCAAAGCAACUGGGAUUUUCUGAUAAGCAUAUUGCUGCAUGUGUCAAAAGUUCUGAAUAUGUAAUAAGAAAACACAGAGAAUACCUGAACAUAAAACCUAAAGUCAAGCAAAUUGAUACAGUUGCUGCAGAAUGGCCAGCUACAAUGAAUUAUUUGUAUUUAACUUAUAAUGGGGAAUCACAUGACAUCGAAUUUCCUGGAGAUGCUGUCAUGGUAUUAGGUUCUGGAGUUUAUAGAAUUGGCAGUUCUGUGGAAUUUGACUGGUGUGCUGUAAAUUGUGUUGAAGAACUCCGAAAAAUGAAUAAGCAAACCAUCAUGGUAAACUACAAUCCUGAGACUGUUAGUACUGAUUAUGAUAAGUGCGAUCGACUGUAUUUCGAUGAAAUAUCCUUUGAGGUAGUUAUGGAUAUUUACAAUAUUGAAAAUCCUGAGGGUAUUAUAUUAAGUGUGGGUGGUCAGUUACCAAACAACAUUGCUAUGGAUUUAUGGUUGCAUAAAGCAAAGAUCCUUGGAACAUCCCCAGAAUCUAUUGAUGGUGCUGAAAACAGAUUCAAGUUUUCUAGAAUGUUAGACAACAUUGGCAUAUCACAGCCUCAAUGGAAAGAACUUACCACUUUAGAGACUGCUAAAGAAUUUUGUGAACAAGUUGGGUAUCCUUGUUUAGUUCGUCCUUCCUAUGUUUUGAGUGGUGCUGCCAUGAAUGUUGCUUACUCACAUCAGGAUUUGGAAACUUACUUAACUGAAGCUACUGCUGUUGGAACUGUAGUUGUCAUUUCAAAAUUCGUCACUGAUGCAAAAGAAAUUGAUGUGGAUGCUGUUGCAGAUAAUGGUCAAUUAAUCUGCAUGGCUGUAUCAGAACAUGUUGAAAAUGCUGGUGUUCAUUCAGGAGAUGCCACACUUGUUACUCCUCCCCAAGAUCUUAAUGAAGAGACAUUAGAAAAAAUAAGAUGCAUAUGUUUUGCCAUAGGACGAGCUUUAGAAGCAAAUGGUCCUUACAAUAUUCAAUUAAUAGCAAAGGACAAUCAGCUGAAAGUGAUUGAAUGCAAUCUUAGAGUUUCUCGAUCAUUUCCAUUUGUUUCCAAAACUCUGAAUUGUGAUUUCAUAGCUCUUGCAACCCAAGUCAUUAUGGGUUUAAAGCCUGAGCCAGUUUUUGAUUUGUUAGGAGGUAAUCGUGUUGGUGUCAAGGUUCCACAAUUUUCAUUCUCCCGUUUAGAUGGAGCUGAUGUAACUCUCGGGGUUGAAAUGGCCAGUACGGGAGAAGUAGCAUGUUUUGGAGAAAGUGUUUAUGAAGCAUAUUUGAAAUCUCUCAUAAGUACUGGUUUCCGUCUUCCUAAAAAAUCUGUCUUGCUUUCAAUUGGAAGCUACAAGCAUAAAGAAGAACUGCUGCCAUAUGUUCGGAUAUUACAGAAUAUGAACCUUAAAUUAUAUGCAAGCACCGGUACUGCUGACUACUAUUCUACCAAAGGAAUUUCUAUUGAACCUGUGGAUUGGCCAUAUGAUAAUAAGGGAAAAUGUCGUGAUCAGAAUAAAAGUAUUACAGAUUAUCUUGCUGAAAAAGAAUUUGAUAUUGUAAUUAACUUGCCAAUGCACAGUGGUGGAUACACUAGGGCUUCUCACGGAUAUCAAACACGUAGAAUGGCUGUGAACUAUGCUAUACCUUUGAUAACAGAUGUGAAAUGUGCUAAACUUUUGAUUGAGUCCUUGAAUCGAAUUAAAGGCCAACCUCUUAUGAAGCCCUACAUUGAUUGUUUGACAGCUAGUAGAAUGAUAACAUUACCCGGACUUAUAGAUGUUCAUGUUCACGUCAGAGAUCCUGGUGCUACUUAUAAAGAAGACUUUUCUUCAGGUACUGCAGCAGCUUUAGCUGGAGGUGUUACUCUUAUAUGUGCAAUGCCAAAUACUAAUCCUCCAGUUAUUGAUAAAGAUUCAUUUAAUAUUGCUCUCCAGAAAGCCAAAGCUGGUGCAAGAUGCGAUUAUGCUCUGUUUGCGGGUGCAACUUCUAAUAAUGCAGAAAUUUUACAAAGUAUUCAUUCACAAAUUGUGGGGAUCAAGAUGUAUCUCAAUCCAACUUAUGGACCUUUGCAAUUACAUUCUUUGGAAGAAUGGAAGAAGCAUUUUGAACGAUGUCCACCAGAAUUACCAUUAUGUGUACAUGCUGAAGGUCCAACUGCAGCUCAAGCAAUUUUACUUGCUGUGUUCAUGCAUAGAGCAAUACAUAUCUGCCAUGUUUCUACAAAAGAUGAGAUACUUUUAAUAAAAGAUGCAAAAGAAAAAGGUGUAGCUGUUACUUGUGAAGUUUGCCCCCAUCAUUUAUUUUUAUCGAAUGAGGAUUUUGCAACAUUAGGAGAAUUGCAGUUACGAGUGAAACCACCACUUGGAACUGUUGAAGAUCAGAAUGCCUUGUGGGAAAAUAUGAAUGUCAUUGACUGCUUUGCUACGGAUCAUGCUCCUCACACACCUGCUGAAAAGAAUAAAGAAGAUGCACCUCCUGGUUUUCCAGGUUUAGAAACCAUGUUACCUCUUUUGUUAACAGCUGUCAAUGAAGGAAGGCUUACUCUGCAGGACUUAGAAAACAAAUUGUACCAUAAUCCAAGGAAAAUAUUUAAUUUACCAGAGCAAAAAGACACAUAUGUGGAGAUCGAUCUUGAUGAAGAAUGGGUAAUACCAACAGAAACAUCAUUUAGUAAAGCUCGCUGGACACCUUUUGCUGGUCGUAAAGUGAAAGGUCUAGUUAGACGUGUUGUGUUGAGAGGGGAAGUAGCAUUUGUAGAUGGCCAGAUCUUAUCUGAACCUGGCUCUGGACAAAAUAUCAUCAAUUUCCGACCUGAAGUUAUUGAGUCUAAAACUCGUUCUCCACUUCAGAUCCGAAGUACUUCCCCCUUACCUCCUGUGUCUGCAGUUGUAAGUCAGGUUUCUCCCGCUGGAGGUCGAAUAACUCCUGGUCUAAUAGCUUUUCCUUCUGAACAUUAUUCAGGGAUGUCCUUAUCUACUCCAGAUAUGUUUGUCGCUGCAGCUUCAGAAGCUGGAAUACAUUGGUCACCAAAAAAAAGGGCACAACUAACUGGAAAUGCUUUGUCUUUCCAAGCAAGCAUGGAAUCUGUAAAGGGGCCUAAACAAGCAUUAGUUGGUGGUGGUGCACGUAAUGUAGGAACUAAAGUACAUUCCCAUACUAUGCAAGAUAUAAUUAGUGAUGUAUCUAAGCAGUUUGUUAAAGAUGUGGAUGAACCAAUAAUUGUUCCCAAGCAUAAGCCAGUUGAUCCACAUAUAGACUCAAAAGGACCAUUAAUAUAUACUCCUGGAGGUGCAGGAUCUGCAUUUCAAGAAUUUCCGCAAAGAGUUUAUGAGCUGCAAGGAAGGCAUAUUUUAAAAGUGGACAUGUUUUCUCGAUACCAACUACAUAGACUCUUUGAAGUGGCAAAAGUAUACAAGUCUUUGUUGAAAAAAGAAAGUGCCUUAUCUGUAUUGAAGGGCAAAGUGCUGGUAAAUUUGUUUUAUGAAGCAAGUACUCGAACAAGUGUUUCUUUUGCUGUUGCUAUGUUGAAACUUGGUGGUUCUGUUGUACCUGUAAAUGAAUCUUCAUCAUCAGUUAAGAAAGGCGAAACUUUAGAAGACACAGUUUCUAUUCUUUCAAGUUAUGCUGAUGUUGUUGUACUGAGGCAUCCAGAGCCAGGAUCAGCAGAAAGAGCUGCUUCUGUCUCUUCCAAACCUAUUGUAAAUGGUGGUGAUGGUACUGGAGAGCAUCCAACUCAAGCCUUACUGGAUAUCUUUACAAUUAGAGAAGAGCUGGGAUCUGUAAAUAGGCUAACGAUUACCUUUGUUGGUGACCUCAAGCAUGGACGUACUGUACACUCAUUAGCUCGUCUAUUAACUAAUUAUGAUGUUCGUUUACGCUAUGUAUCUCCUCCAGAGUUAAAAAUGCCAAACGCAGUAAAAGAAUUCAUUCAAUCUAAAGGAAUACAUCAGGAAGAGCAUUCUAACGUGGAAGAUAUUCUACCUCAAACUGAUGUUUUAUAUGUAACUCGAAUUCAGAAAGAACGAUUUGCUAAUGAAGCUGAAUACCAGAAGGUUAAAGGACAGUUUAUCAUAACACCUGUUCUGAUGACAAAUGCUAAAAAACGAAUGAUUGUAAUGCAUCCCCUCCCAAGAGUUGAUGAAAUAAGUACUGACUUUGAUACUGAUCCUCGUGCUGUGUAUUUCCGUCAAGCUGCCAAUGGAUUGUAUGUUCGAAUGGCUCUUCUUGCAUCGGUUGUUGGACAGUAAAAUUUUUUGAAUUGAAAGUGGACCAAUUUUUUUUUAAUGGGUGAUGGGCAUUAGUGUUACAACAGUGGUGAAUUUUUGCUAAUAAUGACCAUGUGCAUAUAUAAACUUGCACAAUGUAUAUUUUAGUGCUAUUUUUUAAGUUCAGUUUGGUUGACCAAACUUUCAUUUAUUUACUUAAAAUAUGAAUCCGUGCAUUUUAUUCAAGAUUAAAUAUUCAUUUUGCUGCUUUUAUUAAAAUUUUAAUAUUCAUAUGUUUGACAAGAUAUGAAAGCUAUGUUUUAUCUUGAGUUUUGUAAAGAGAAUUGAUAUAUAAUAAUGAUAAAUAAUAGCAUCAUUUGUUUCUUUAUGUGAUAGAUAUAAAUAUUUGUGCCAAACAUAUUAUUGAAUUUGCAAUUUUUAAUUAACUUACAUUUAUUUUCAAAGUUAUUUUAGCAUGUAAUAUAAACUGUUAUAUUUUAAGUAUGGGAAGGGUUCAUCCAUUCAUUACUCCUGAAUGUGUUCUUAUGUUUGAAGUUAAUGUCCCAAGAAUCUCUUUUUUCAUUAUUGACCUGUUCAGAGAAUAUUUUAUUAUGUUUAUUUACAGUUGAUAGUUUUAAAUCGUUAAUUUUUUAAGUCCUUACUUUUUCCUUUCUUAAAGUUUUAUCCGAAAUAUUUUUUAAAAAAAUGUUAACUUCAAUUUUGUUUGUAUGAAAUUGUUAUAAUUGUAUUAGUGCUUUUUUAAAUCGAUUCUAUAAUAGUUAAAUCAACUAUAUUUUUUUAGAUUGCUGAUUUGUAUUUUUAUAAUUUUAUGACUUGAUGAUAUG